Carassius carassius (crucian carp) is the source of this 1237-nucleotide messenger RNA. Its product is annotated as synaptojanin-2-binding protein-like. The record is from RefSeq and is a predicted model, not a curated record. The transcript has 4 exons. NCBI's taxonomy places the organism in Eukaryota, Metazoa, Chordata, Actinopteri, Cypriniformes, Cyprinidae. Bases 106 to 570 code for a protein of 154 amino acids. Gene Ontology annotation, molecular function: protein binding.
GAGUACGCAUGUAUCCCGGCAGCAUUAGCGGAAGAAGGCGGGGUUCCGCACGCUUUAGGAGGGUUUGAGCUGCUCGGGAAUAAAAAGUGAAACUUUUCCGACAUCAUGAACGGUUCCUCACACAGCGCGCCGAGUGUUGUAGAAAUGACGCUGAAAAGAGGCCCGGCUGGUCUGGGGUUUAAUAUAGUGGGUGGAGUUGACCAGCAGUAUAUUAUGAAUGACAGUGGAAUCUAUGUGGCAAGAAUCAAAGAAGAUGGAGCAGCUGCACUGGAUGGACGUCUGCAGGAGGGAGACAAAAUUAUUGCGAUAAAUGGACAGAAUUUGGACAAUCUGUCUCACGGUGCAGCAGUGGAGCUGUUUCGGUCUGCAGGAGAGGAAGUGCAUCUUCGAGUACAGCAGGGACUAAACCUGCAGAACGGCCCCACCAGCUCUCGUGCCGAUGGAGAAUCUUCAUCUGCUUUCAGCACAUGGACAAUGUAUACUGUAGUCGCCUUGGCAGUAAUAGCAGCAGGUUUCAUGGCUUACAAACGCCUACGCUUGCAUCCCCGGGCGUCACGAGGCCCAUUUUAACCCAUUACAUGAUUAAAUGACAUUUUACAGACUAAAUUUUUCUUUUUUUUUUGGACCGUUUCUGCUGAAGGCCCAAACAUUAACAGGGAUUGAAAAUGGAAACCAGUUAAUGUAAGCAGAACUUGCAGAUUUUCUUUAAUUGUUUAGACCAUGAUAUGACCACACACUUGUAGAUGUAACAGGUUUUCACAGUUCAUUUGGUGAUAAUCACUGGCGCUUAAACAGAAUACCCAGCAUGCCUGAUGAGAUUGCAGGGUGGAAUAAGGGAACAGGGAUGAUGAGCACGGUGUUUGGAUCAACAGCAUCAGAAAUCUCUGGACUAGACAGAGGGACCACAGGCAGGAGACAGAGGCCGAGGUGGAACUGUGUUUCUGGGCAGAAGAUGGGCCCACAGAAGAAUGAUUUUUCUGGCUUGCCAGAGUGCUGGAACGAGCCCAAGGUGUGCCAUUACAUUAUUUGAGGUCUUCUCAGGUACCUGCUUGUGCAAGAGUAUGUUUGAAAGCGUGCAUGAUGUGAAUGGAGUCAGCUUUUUCUUUUUUAAUACUUUAAUUUCUCACUCCAUACAUGCAGGGUGCGUUGCAGCAUUAGUGAUGGGGGAGGUAAAGAUGUUUAAACUGUUUAUUUGCCAUCAUGGCUUUGCCUUGUAUUUGGUUUUCCUCCCUUGGGG